Messenger RNA from Lytechinus pictus (painted urchin), 7034 nucleotides. RefSeq names its product transcription initiation factor TFIID subunit 4-like. Lineage: Eukaryota; Metazoa; Echinodermata; Echinoidea; Temnopleuroida; Toxopneustidae. The transcript has 11 exons. Gene Ontology annotation, cellular component: transcription factor TFIID complex. The record is from RefSeq and is a predicted model, not a curated record. Gene Ontology annotation, biological process: DNA-templated transcription; transcription initiation at RNA polymerase II promoter. Bases 35 to 3007 code for a protein of 990 amino acids. Gene Ontology annotation, molecular function: RNA polymerase II general transcription initiation factor activity; protein heterodimerization activity; DNA binding.
AUUUCAUUCAUUCGCAAGCCAUGGUGGAGUGAAGAUGGCGGGUGCGAAGUCCAUUGAAGAUAUAUUUUCUUCUGAGGUUGACGAAAAGGAGGUAUCUGCGUUGGUUGGAUCUCUCGUUACAAAAUUAGCCCCACAGAAUCCCAAGGCUGCGUCUGGACCAUCACAAGAUGCCACAGUGACAAGGAAUCAUGUCAACGAUAACUCUUCCGUACAUGCACAAACUGGACCUGGCGGGCUAACAACGUUAAAACAAGCGGAGCCGGGGAUUUCAAUACACGCGAAUGCGACAAGACAAACCAUGCAGGAUUCCCAUUUGGGCACCACGGGCGCACCAACGACGAAGGGUCUCAAUCACGAGAAUGCGCCUGGCAAUAUCCAUGCAAAUGACAAUGCAACUCAAGGGAAUGGUCAAAAUAAUCAUGGAAUAGGAUCAACAUCUAUCGCUGAUAUUGUGAAACGAGACUCACAGCCACCGGCAAUUUCAAACAUGAUGACGAAGCCGCCAACGGCUACGACCGUUUCGGUGAGCCAACAGUCACCUGCGAUUGUGGCACAGAUCACCGGAGCGGGCCUUCAAAAACCAAAUGAACCGCCGAUCAGCAGACCACUUUCUGGGAAUACAAUGGGUCAAAAUAGAACUUCGGUUAACAAUGACCAACAAAUUGUUAAAGUUGUUUCAGUGCCUAGCAUGCCAAGUGGCAGUGCUGUGCAAAAUACAAACUCUUCAAAAAAUGAACAUGGUGCAACUGCAAAUAUGAAUUCUAUUUCUAUUUCUAAUCAAAAUGUAAGCUCAGUCUCAGCUGGGUCUGCCAAAGAGCAGCUUCUCGUUAGGCAACAGACAUUACCAAGUAAUGAUCAAUCAGGUGCAAUGAAACCAAGGAUUGUUGUUCAGCCAAGCAUAGCAGCAACAAUUCAGCAAGCAACUUCUGGAGUCGCUACAAUAUCUGGUAUUCCAUCAGGCAACAUGACACUGGGCAAUGCCAAUCAGAAAGUUGUGACAAUUAAUGUUGCCAAUCCAGCCACCCAAACAGGAGGCAGACCAGGGCAAUAUGUGGUAAAUACUGUUCCAGGAAGUAAAGCUGUAUCGCCUCAGAUUAUAACACAGACAGUACGGAUGCCCACUGGGCAUCAUGUGAUUGCUCCUAGAGCACAGCUUGGUGGACAGGUUCAGAUACGUCUGCCUCCAGGCACCACCUUGCCACCUGGAGUUGUAUUAAUCAAUAAAGGAGGAACAGUACAAGCUGUCAUGGCAAAUCCAGCUGGCAUUCAAGCUCACGUAGCAGGAGCUCCUGGAAUGACAACAUACCGGCAUGUCCAGCCAGGAAUAGUCACCUCUACAGCUCAGCCAGGGAGGGUCCUUACAUCAGUUGGUGGGAGUAAUGUUGUCAGCAGUCCUCAAGUUACAACCACUCGGUCAGGUUCACCUGUAGUCAUUGCCUCUGGAACACCGACAACAGCAAUGAGAGGAGCUACAGCUGCGAAUGCAUCUUCACAACAAACCUCAUCAUUACCAAAGGCCACAGGCAAGGGUCAGGGUAGCUCUUCAUCCAACUCUGGGGGUCAGCUCUCAAGUUCAGCCAUGGAUAAUGUGAAGAAAUGUAGAAACUUUCUGACAACUUUGAUCAAGCUAGCUUCCAAUGCAAAUCAACCACCAGAGACUGUUCAAAAUGUCAAGAUGCUGGUUCAGAACCUCAUUGAUGCUAAAAUCGAGCCAGAGGAGUUUACUCUCAAACUUCAGAAGGAGCUCAACUCUUCACCACAACCAUACCUUGUGCCUUUCCUUAAGAGGAGUUUACCCCUAUUAAGACAAACGUUACAGCGAGGGAGUUCAGGAUCUAACAUCUCAACCUUGAUGGGACCUUUACCAGCUGCAGCCAGUGGGUCAGCCGAUGGCAAACCUGUCAAGCCUGCCAUCACCAAAAUCACACCUGCUGCAGCAGCAGCAUCUAUUGCAGCUGAAGCAAAGGGUGGUAAGCAGUCACAGCAAGCUUCUCAGAAGCAUUCGUCCAGUAAGAACUCCAAGGCCAGUUCUCCUGGUCGCUCCCCAAGCCCUCAAACCAAACCAGGCGUUAGCAAGUCAUCCAAAUCUUCAUCGCAGUCAUCGAGCAAAUCAUCACGGUCAGCAGGAAGUAAAAGUAGUUCUAGCAAAUCUUCUGGAGGAAAAGCUACGCCGAGGAAAGACAAGAGCAAAGAUACAUCUGCUAGCUUUAGUCGAGAUGAUGAUGACAUCAAUGAUGUAGCAUCAAUGGCUGGAGUGAAUCUGUCAGAGGAGAGUGCCCGUAUUCUUGCCACCAAUGAAGCCUUUGUAGGCACUCAGCUCAGGUCUUGUGAAGAUGAGAGAUUUCUCCAUAAAACGCCAUUACAACAUGGCAUGAGCAAAAUAUGUUCGAAGCAUGGGAUUUCAGAUGCUACACCAGCUGUAUUAGAUGUGGUUUCACUGGCAGUUCAAGAGAGAUUAAAACAAGUUGUUGAAAAGCUGAGUGUUAUAUCACAACAUAGAUUAGAAAUAUAUAGGAGUGAUGCAAGAUAUGAACCAAUGAAUGAUGUACGGUCACAGCUAAAGUUCUUUGAGCAGCUAGAUGCGUUAGAAAGAAAGAGAAGAGAUGAGCAAGAAAGAGAAAUACUUCUUAGAGCAGCCAAGAGCCGGUCAAAGCAAGAGGACCCUGAGCAGUUGAGAUUGAAGCAGAAAGCAAAAGAAAUGCAACAAAUGGAAUUAGAGCAGCUGAGACAACAGGAAGCUAAUCUUACAGCAUUGGCAGCUAUUGGUCCAAGGAAGAAGAGGAAACUAGAUUCAGAAACCUCUAGUUCAUCUCCGGGUGGUGCCAGUGGAUCAUCAUCAUCAUCAUUAUUAAGUACCUUGAACUCUACAAGCUCCAAUACAACUCCAUUCCUUAGAACACAGUUUCGUCGCACGAAGCGAGUAAACAUGAAGGAUUUACUGUACCUAAUGGAGCAAGAACCAGAAACCAAAAGGUCACACCUCCUCUACAAGAUGUACCUCAAGUGAUCUGUUGCAAUGGAAGAGAGAUCCAGUUACAUAUAUCUGCUAGCUCCCAAAGACCACGGUUAUCCUGCAACAACAACUCUGUCCAAACCAGUCAAGAUUGAUCAUCCAUGGGGCUGAUUUGCGUGUGAGACUUGAUCAUGUUGUCUAUACGACUGGAGCAUGGCUAUUGAUAUUGUACGGAUGGUGGGGUUUUCAUCUGUGGACAAGCUACAAGGCUUUGAGGUGGGAAAGGCAGAAGAGGGAGUGAUAAUGAAUAUCUAUUAUCAGCAGGACCAUGAUGCACUCCAGAGGUCGUCAGACCCAUCAUUUCACAUGGUUUAUCUGUCGAGGAAUACGCAGCAUCAAUUAGAAGGGUGCAAUGCUCUGUACUCUCCUCAGACAGGGAAAGAUGAAGAGGAUUGAGUAGAAGUACUUAGCUACAAGUCAUGUUCAGACAAUCGAAUGGGCACAUCAAGAGUGUGCAUUGGUUUCUCUACUACGAGUUACCCUGUGCUCUGUGUGUAAGGCUUUGAAAUAUAGGAGUCAGAAGAACCCACUUGAUGGUGAUAACCUGCAUAAACUGGAGGGGAAUGGAUUAUCAAGCUUCUUUCUUUAUCUUCAAAUGCACACACUUUAUUACAAUCACUGUCUGAAUCAGUGGAGAUUUAGACUAGAAGUGCUUAAAAUUGUUCAAGAAUUGCUGAAAUACCAUAUCCUUUCUACCUGACCUAUUUUCUUUUAUAUGCUAUAUUCUUGUAGCUUUGCAGAUAACAUCAAUGAUGUUCAUGGAUGCGCUGUAUUCUGCUUUUCCCAAAAGUGUUAUGUGCUUAGUACAGUGAUCUAUCUUUUUAUUUCAACUAUGUAAUAGCUCUUAGAGCUAUGAUUUAGAGUUCUUUCAUUGCAAUUGUCUUAUGGAUACGUCAUUCUGUUCGGGGGGGGGGGGGGGGGGAGUUUCACAAAGAGUUUAGUCUUAAUACUAAAAUUCAUACUUAAGUAUCAGCAAGCAUCAACUUGUGAUCUCAUUCAUGAUUGCAUAGUGGAACACAUCCCCUGUGACUGAUCACACCAUUGUGAUGGUGUCUUAUAUACCACAUGCAACUGGGAAUUUAAGUGUGAUUUUUAUUAAAAAUACAAUCUUUUUCAAAACACCUCUUGUUCUGUAAGUUCAAUUGGGGUCGGCUCUGUGAUUGUAACUGAUACCACUUGUAUGUAGAUAUGAUUUGGAAGACUGUCAACUUCAAACUAAUUUUUUUUUUACAAAAUAUUUUUAAGAGCGAUACAAUAAAAAUAUCUCAAUGACCGAGUGAUUGUCAGUUAAAACUCUGAAAUAUAUACGCUCUGGUCAUUACGUUUGAAAAAACAAUUGUAUUUCCACUUUUUGUUAAGUUGUGGUUUUAAUUGUCAAAGACACACAAAACAAAUCUCUAAAUUUGCUGAAAAUUCACACUGCACAUACCUACAUCCAUGAACUUUCCAUCUAUGUUUUUAUACUCUCAAGAAAAUAUGUACAACAGAUGGGAACUUUGUUAAUGUUAAAGUGAGAAACGUGAAUUUUCAUCAUUUUUAAGGGUAAGUGUUUUUCCACUACACGAUCAGACUAUUUGCAAAGUGGCAAAGUGGUAAUACUUUUCUGUUUUGACUUGACCAGUGGUUUUCUGACAUUGGUGUAUACUCUUUCUGAAACAAAUCACUCCUUAAUAUUCCUAUUUCCCAGAGUAUUUUUUUGUGUGAUAUGAUUCGACAUAAAAUGUCAUUCCUCUAUCUUAACAUGAUCAGCAUCCAUUCAUUCACAUGUGUUUGCAGUACACACAGUAAUUGAAAAUGGAAAUCAUUUCAGGGAAUCCACCUGCUACUUGUUAUGUUCAGUAGUAAGUUACAGGAAAAAUCCUGUGAAAACACAACUGAUUCACUUUUUAGAAUUACUUUUGCAUAUCUUUAAUAUUAUUUUGACAGUUUAUCAGCACAGAGCAAGAAAGGUUUUAACUAUACAUUAAAGCAUUAACAUUCCCUUCUGACUCUGAAAAAGGUGAUAUAUUGGGAUAAUAUGAAUGCAAAUGAAACCCAACUUUCAUAUCUUCAUGAGAAAAUAUUAAAUUUGCAUUUGCUGCAAGUCAGGUGCCAUGUUCGGGUUCGGUUCGGAAGGGUUCAGCAAUUUCUAUUGAAUUACUUUGUCGGCUGUGAGGAAGGUCUUGUUUAUUUUCUUAUAUUGAAUACAAAAUGAUUAUGAUCGAUAACGAUGGAAUAUGAACAUAUACACUCACACUUUUACUCCAAGUUUAGUUUAAAAUAAUCUCCCCUUUUUUUAAAGGAAAAAAUUGGUUGUUUAUAAAUAUUCUGAAAUUCAAAACAAUCGAGUCAAAGACGAGGCCGAAGCUUUCAUAGUGUUGUGGAAAUUUAUUUUGCACAAUGACUAACUAGUAAACACUAAAUAUGCUUAUUUUUUAUUUUAUACUUAGAUUUAUGAUGUCCCUUACGAAAAUGGAUUUUGUUCAACUACACUUGGGAAAAUUAAUGAGCCUGGCAUUUUAUACCGAACCAAGCCUUUGUUCAGUUUGGAAGUGCCAAGUUCGGCGGUUUGGCAACAGCACUAUUUUGAGUGAUACCUUGAUUAGGUUGGCACAUGUGACAAUGCAUCUAUGAUCACUAUUGUCCUGAAAAUAUACGAAAUUACCUUUGGUUCACUUGCAUGAGCAUAUUUGAUGUUAAUUUACUGUGAGAAAUGAAAGAAAUGAGAACAUAGUUUCAUAGUGAAUUUUUGUCUUCACCUGCAUCUCAGAAGUUUCUGUUUUAAAACAGAGAACAUUUCCAAUUCAAACACAUCUAUAUGCUUUCUUGAAGCAAUGUUACUCAACAUUCUGAAUGUUCUUUAUGCUUUGAAAGUGAAAUCACCUGCUUUUUUAAACUUCUAUUUUUAUACCAAUGGUGUUCAAGGAUUCAUGGUCCUAGAAACCUAAUCAUUCUAUGGAAUGCUGAAAAUAUGUAGAUUGCAGUCACAAUAGUCUGAUGAGUUCUUCUGCAGUUAUGAAUUUUCUCAUGAAAUUAUAUGGGAGUUGGAUUUUCUCUUUGUUAUACAACCAGCCAAUUCCAUAAAGUAGUACGUCUGGCUCUAUAUGUGGAACUUCCUGAAAUGAUUUGUCUUUGCUACAUUAUCUCUUGCAUAUACACAAUUACACUAAACCUAGCGUAAUAAGUUCAUGAAAGUUACAUGGUCAAAAAUGGUUUGAAAACCCAUUUUAGAUGAAGAGUUUUGUCUCAGAGUGAUGAAAUUUGUUCUUUAUGAUAAUUUCUGUAUUUUUGAAGAACUUGAUAUAAUAACCCUAACUGUAAUGUCGCCAAUGGUAGCAUAUGAGACCUGUGGCUUUCCAGAUAUUCCUGACUGCACAUUAGUUGAGUCAAUUGAUAGAAACCAAAUCCAGGUCACAAAUGCUACAAUGAUAUUUCAAGAUAUCAAGGUUCAAAUGCAGUCAAAUACGCCCAAACAAAGUAUCAUUAUUAUUACCAUAGCAUUUGUCAUCAUUCCAUAUAACUUAGGGAGACCUAAAUGCAAUCAAAGUUUAUUUUAUUUUUGUUGCCACUCCCUAUCAUUUUAAAGAUUCUAUUAGAGAGAGAGAGAGAGAGAAACAAAAAGAACGCAGGAAAUUAAAAACCUAUGUAUAUAGCCCUCAAGGACUGGACUAUGCAUUCUCUUGUUUUUAUAAGAGAAAUUUUGAAUCAUUUUUCAAUUUACAACAUUCAUCUAUUUAAACCAGGAUGACAAAAUCAGUUGCCAAUGAUUCUCUUUGAUGGUGUGUAUAUGUAUAUGUUGGUUUUUACUGGAUACCCUUGCAACCAUUGAGAGAUGUACCUCAUGAUGUUUCUCACUGCUGAUUUACAGUUUAUACAGCCAAUAAUGUUGGAUUCCUAGAGUCAGCUUCUAGUUGCUUUCUUGAGUACAAAGUGUGAAAAGUAUAUUUAUAUUGCACUCUAAUCAUGUAGUCCAAAUUUUCUGCAUUAUAUGUGACGUGUACACAAUCAAAAGUGAAUAAAAUUACUUUCUUUAUUUCCUAAA